Molecule: messenger RNA, 1332 nt
Organism: Eutrema salsugineum
Lineage: Eukaryota; Viridiplantae; Streptophyta; Magnoliopsida; Brassicales; Brassicaceae
Exons: 1
Coding region: 1-1332 (443 amino acids)
Molecular function (GO): DNA binding
Source: RefSeq, a predicted model, not a curated record
AUGGAAGAGAAUGAUUCAGAUGCGACACUUCCAUCAGAUACAUACACAGAAUCUCAAUUGCCUUCACAACAUUCUGUUCGUCAAAAAUAUGAUGCGGCUUGGGCAUAUGUCACUCAAACUGUAUAUUCACUUGGAAAAUGUAGUUUUACUUGUGACUUUUGUGGUAAGAAAAACCAGGGAGGUGGAAUCAAUAGAAUGAAACAACAUGUAGUUGGACAGAAAGGAAGUACCAAUGCAUGCAAGAAGGUUCCUUCAGAAGUUCAAUACGCAAUGAGAAAGUCACUCAAAGAAAACGAGGAUAGAGCAAAAGAGAAAAGGGGGGUUAAUGUUAUGAGAAAAUUUCAUGAUGUAGAUGAUGGUCAAGCUUCUCAUCAAGGUUCUGUGCCUCUGAGUCGGAAAAGAAAUGGUAGUACCGAUAUAAACUCAUACUUUAAAAGGGGUUUAGAAGAUCAGGUGCAACCUACCAUAAAGUCAUGUCUGCAAAGCAAGGAAAAGAUUCAUGAUGCUGAUAUGGUAGUUGCUUUGUUUUUCUAUGACGUGUGUAUGCCCAUGAAUGCAGUGAAUUCUAGGUUUUAUCAGCCUAUGAUCAGCAAAAUUGCAAGCAUGGGUCAUGGUUACAUUGGACCUUCAUAUCAUGAUUUACGUGUUCGUUUACUACGUGAUGCUAAACUGCAAGUUUCAUCAAUUAUUGACUCUGUUAGGAGUACAUGGGCUGAUACUGGUUGUACUUUGAUGGCUGAUGGAUGGAAAGAUACAAGGCAAAGACCAUUAAUCAAUUUUCUGGUCUACUGUCCUAAAGGGAUAACUUUCAUCAAAUCAGUCGAUUCUUCUGGAAUAUAUACCAAUGCAGAGAAUUUUUGUAACCUAUUUGCUGACGUUGUGGAGAUUAUUGGCCCCCAAAAUGUGGUCCAUAUGGUGACAGAUAGUGCACCUAACUACAAAGCUGCUGGUGCUAAGCUUGUAGAAAGAUAUCCUGCCAUGUAUUGGUCGCCAUGUGCAGCCCACUGUAUUAAUUUGAUAUUUCAAGAUAUGACAGAACUACCUCAGGUGGAGAAGCUAACCAGUUCUGCAUCAAAGAUAACUGUGUUUGCGUAUAACCAUAAGCAUAUCUUGAAUUGGUUAAGAAACAGACCAGGGUGGAGAGAGAUAAUUCGUCCUGCAGACACUCGUUUUGCUACAAAUUUCAUAGCAUUGCAGAGUUUGUAUACUCAUAAGGAUGAGUUGCAGAGUAUGGUGGUUGAUCAGGAGUUCAGAAAAAUAUCGAGAUCAGAGAAACCAAAGCGUGUGAAACAACUUAUUUUGAUGAAGACUUUUGGAAUGGGUGUUUUAUGA